Octopus sinensis (East Asian common octopus) is the source of this 7233-nucleotide messenger RNA. RefSeq names its product neural cell adhesion molecule 2. The record is from RefSeq and is a predicted model, not a curated record. The transcript is spliced from 17 exons. Bases 589 to 2943 code for a protein of 784 amino acids. Lineage: Eukaryota; Metazoa; Mollusca; Cephalopoda; Octopoda; Octopodidae. Gene Ontology annotation, biological process: dendrite self-avoidance; axon guidance; homophilic cell-cell adhesion. Gene Ontology annotation, cellular component: axon; plasma membrane. Gene Ontology annotation, molecular function: cell-cell adhesion mediator activity.
UAAAAGGGUUGCAUUUAUUUUACAAAAUCAAGGAAUCAAAAUCCUGGAUAAAAUAUAUUUAAAAAAAAUAUUUUACAGAACGGAAAAACAAAAAAGAAAAACAGAAAAACACAAGAAAAUACAAGAAAAAAAAAAGGAAAUAAUUAUUAUUAUCAAUCCCACAACAUUCAUUACCUGGAUUUGUUUGAAGGAAGAAAUAUACUUAAUUGAACAAGAUAUACCAAGUCUUCAUUAAUAUAAAUAAUUAAUAUAUUGCUGGAGUGAGAGAGAGAGAGGAAAAGAAGGAAAAAUAGAUUUUUUUUUAUCCAUUUUCUACGUUUCCCACCAAAGAAGGCGGACAGGGAGCGACAGACGACCGAGGAAGUUUUACUAAAAAUGUCUAAAUUCGUCUAAAUUCGGAGAAAUUUCUUGCAUUCUACAUAAUAUCUUACGCAACAAGCAUAUUUCAGUGAAAAAUUUAUCAAAUUACGAGGUGUAUAUACUUGUAUACACCCUGUUAAGUUGUCGUCUGGUUUUUACCCCGUCAUAUAUAUAUAUAUAUCUACGACCGAUACAUAAACGUAUAAAAUCGUUUAUUGUGUUUCCAUCAUGGAAGUCUUCGUCCGUUUGUUGUCUAUAACCUUGGUUUUAAUGGCUCUUCUUCAAACAACAGUUCUGCAAAACCUUUCUCUGAACGUUGAGGAGGAUAUUAAAAUGGCAAAUGAUAAUUUUCUUGUAAAGUGUACAUUGUCUAAUACAACUGAGCGCAAUGUCCAACUGAAAUGGUAUAAUCCUAAUAAUGACUUAAUUGUUGAAUCAAAAUUCCCGAGCAUCAGCAUUCGUAACGAUGGACUCAGUAGCAAACUCAUUUUGAAGGAGUUGAAAACAAGUGAUGCUGGGGUGUACGCUUGCAGAGCUGAAGUAAAUGGCAAGAAGUUAGAAGCUAAUACAAUACUGAAAAUAUACCGACCACUUGGUUUUAGUAGUUGUAAAGCAGAGCAGCAACCAAUUAUUUAUACUGAUGCCAGAAUCCGAUGUACUGCAACAGGAGACCCUGCUCCCAAAAUUCAGUGGAGACACAAAUCGAAAAAAAUUAUCACAGCGGGACGUUAUGAAGUGCAAGCUGAUGGCUUGGUAAUUAAGAAUAUUACUAAAGAUGAUAAUGGAGAAUAUAUUUUGGAAGCAGAAAUUGUUACAAAAAGUUCGUAUGAUGAGAAAUCAAUCCUAGUUAAAGUUGUUGUACCUCCCAAGAUAUCAAAGCCACCAGAAGUGAGUAAGCCUGUUGAAGGGUCAGAGUUAUCAUUAAGUUGCAAAGCUACAGGAGACCCUAAUCCUCGAUAUAUGUGGUUUAAGAAUAAUCAAGAACUGACAGAUCCGAGAUUUGAAAUUGACAGCAUUGGUGGUAAAUUAAAGGUGUCCAAUGUAAAAAAAAGUGAUGGAGGCAAAUACAAAUGUAUGGCAAUUAAUGUUGGUGGCAAUGACACUGCUACUGCACAAGUAACUAUUCUUGUUCCUCCUACAGUUGAAAUCCCUCAAACUAAAGAUGGUAAAGAAGGUGAAUCAAUCACUUUAGUUUGUAAAGGAAAAGGUGUUCCAGUACCAUCACUUACCUGGCAAAGAAGUAACGAUGCUCCUUUCCCUAUUGGUGAAAAGUCAAAUGGAGUAUUAGUUGAAGAAACCAAGAAUCAGCCAGAAAAAGAAUUGACUUUAACCAUUGCCUCUCUGACAGCUGAGCAUGCUGAUAAUUACACCUGUAUUGGAGAUAAUGAGGCUGGUAACGAUGCCAAGCGAACCUACCUCAGGGUUGAAUAUAAACCUGUUUUUAUAAAUACCCCCAAAAUUGCUUACAAUUGGAUGGGCAACAAAGCCAACAUAACUUGCACUGCCAAAAGUUAUCCUAAAGCUAUAAUAUCAUGGAAAAGGGGUAAGAAUGAUAUUGGAGAUAGUGACACAUAUAAAAUAUUCAAAAUAGAAGGUCAAGAACAGAUGACCAGCUUACUUCAAGUUAAGGUGACUCCUAGCAACGAGAAGUCUGUAUUCACUGACUAUAAAUGCAUAGCUCUCAGCAUCAGAGAUGAAUCUGAGAUAACAAUAAUUUUAAAGAAAGCAGUUGUUCCUAAACGCCCUUCUAAAGUCAAUGUACUUGAUCCCACUCCAACUACUAUCACAUUGGUAAUCAAUCCUCCAGAGAGUGAUGGCGGUAUCCCUGUCACCCAAUACCAUAUCACUCAGGUUGCUAGUGGCAGUGAAACGAAAACAGAAAAAGAUAUCCCAGUCACUGAACCAAGUAAACCCCAGACUGUUAUACUUGAAUACUUGACUCCAAACACCAAAUAUCAGCUAAAAGUGUUUGCUGGAAACAGAGUUGGACUCAGUACAACAUCAGUUGAUUUAUCUUCUGAGACACCUAAUAUUAGAGCACCAUUUGAUGUAAUCAUUACCUCAAAUAGAUAUGGAACCAGUCCGCAAAGUUACCGGGUGACUUGGGACGAACCCCGCACUGGUGGAGCAGAUAUAGUGUCCUAUUCAAUUCAAUACAGAAUGGUUCAUAUAACAGAAAAAGAGCCCUGGGCAGUUGACAACAGUAAGGAAAAUGGAGACUAUAUGACAAGGACUGUUGAAGGAAAGACCUCUGCAUUACUUACAAACUUAAAAGCUGAUACACACUACGAGGUACAAGUUGUAGCUGUUAAUAAAGUUGGAGGUUCAGCUCCACGACCUGUGAUUAUUGUGACAAAAAAACAUCCAUAUUUUACCACUAUGAGCCCUUCUACUAGGAACCCUACUGGUAUCAGUACUAGCACAACAAGUGGCAUUGCUGUCACUGUGACCAAAGUUGUAACUUCAGUGACCACUGUGGACACGGGUAGUCGAAUAAUGGAUUCCACUGCAUCUUUCAACUGCAAUUCUCACCUGUUAAUGGCAGUGAAUGCCUUCUUGUGUUGUCUGCUGGCACUGCUCUGAGUUUAAAAAUAACAGCAACAAAAACAACAACAAAAAAAAAAAUUAUGAAAGACAGCCUCCCGUGCCCAUUUGCCCGCCCGCCUGCCUAUCCGCCCGCCCGUUUGCCCACCUGCUGUGUUUCUUUUGCCCCCUUCUAUUAAAAUUGGAAAAAAAAUUAUAAAAAAGGCACCAAAUCACUUAAAGAAAAAAAAAACUUUUAAGGAAAAAAAAAUAACAAACCUAAAAACAAACAAAACAAGAUGCCAACAAAACAACAUCAAUGUGUUUGACUGGAAGGAAGUUGGAGGAGGAGGAGGAAAAUAUUUCAAACCAAAAACAAAACAAAAAAAUAUAUAUACAAAAAACAACCUCAAACAAACAAGACUUUACUCCAGUAAUAUCAGUGAAAGAAAAAAAAUAAAAAAAUAAAAAAACAAAUGCAAGUGUGUGGAAUGAACAUUCAUUAUUUUAAAAAGUCGAAAGAACUACAAUAUUUGGAAAUUGAAGCAAGACCUUUUUUUUUAAGGACCUUUUUCUUUUUAAAGUUUUUAAAUAAAAAGCUUAGCUCAGCUCCUAUGUGCACACAUUUUGUGCCUCCAUCAUGUUACCCUGUGGAGGAUUGAUAUCUUUCAGUAACAGUUAAAGAAUUCUCUUGGACUGUGUAGAGACUCUCGGAACCUUCUUUUUUUUUUUUUUUUUCUCUCCCCCUCCCCCCCAGAUUAAAUCAAUCAGUAAAGCUGUCAUGACUCAAACUUUCUAAAACUGGAGAGAAAGAGAACGGGGGGGAGGUCACGAGGAGAGGGGGUCGGAUGUUGUCCACUCCCUCUCCCUCUCUCUCUCCCCCUCUCCCUCCCAACUUCUUACAAGAGUGAAAGUUCAUUUUUAUCUUUUUUUCUCUCUCUCUCUCCCCCCUUCUCUCUCUCCAUUGUGCAGCCACUUGAGUUAGGGUGACCAGAACAAACCACCCCCCCACCAAAAAAACUAAUAAUAAUAAUAAAUGAAAAUGAAUUUUCAUAAUUGUUUGAGAGCGCGUACCUGUGUGUAUAUGUAUGUAUGCGUGCGUGUGUGUGUGUGCAUAUAUGUGUGUGUGUGGUGUGUGUGUGUGUGUAUGUAUGUACAUAUGCUCCCACAUGCAUCCUAUUAAGUUUGGCAUUACACAUUCCCUGAUAUAAUUUGGCUCAGUUGGUGAAGUGUGCAUAGCAAAUUUAUUUUACUUUAUUUUAUUUUUUUUUCUGCAGUGCUUGAUCUAUUACUACACAACACUAUUAUAAUUUAUUUUAAACCCCCUCCCAUCUCUCUCUCUCUUUCUUCUUUCUCUCUCUGCAAAUGUAUAUUUUUCACCAUUGGGUGGGUGAGGUUUAUUUUUCUGUUCUUUCAUUUCAUUUUUCUCUUCUAUCUCUAAAAGUUGAGUAAACCUAGUCAACCAUUCCUUAAAUCUCUCCAAACCAACAAAAUAUUCCUCAAUUAACUAUCUUACUCCAAAGUGUAACCCCCUCCCUAUCCAAUUUAAGUAUAAAAUUUUUCUGUUCUUUUUAAAUUCUCAAGUCUUAGGCAAGUAUUUAAAAAAAAAAAUCCUUCAGUUUUGCUUAUUUCAUAUUUUUUAAAAAUCAGCUUCUAUGGUAUUAAAAUAGCUUUUAUUUCUCCACCCCUUCCUGAUUUUCUUUCUUUACCUGCUUUUUUCGGUUAUGCUUGGAAGUGAUUGUUGAUGUUGACAAUAGCAUCAGGUAUGUAAAUAUAGUCUCUACAAUGUAAUUAGUAGUAUACCUGUUGAAUUUUUUAAAAUCACUGCCUUCAUAAAUUUUAUAAGUCUCAUCAUUUUAAUUUAGGAAACUUGAAUUCAGCCACCAGUUUACAAGGGAUGGAAAUUGAUACUUCUGUCUGACUGAGUGACUAUUAUCUUUGGCAUUAAUACAAUUAAUACUACUACUACUACAAGGUUAUAAAUCUAUUAUUAUUACACUUCAUCAUAUACAAUUACUAAUUGCAGAAGCUUAUUCUCCAAAAUUACGACGAUUAUCAGUUAUUAAUAAUAAUAAUAAUAUUCUGGAAGGUUUUAAGUUGCUUGUAUUUAUUUUGUUUAAUAAUAAUAAAAAAAAAAGGCAAACAAACAAACAAACAUUAUUAGCUAUUUAAAAUGACUUAAAUGUUUGUAUUCUUGUGGGUUUUAAAAACUUUUUCCCCCCCUGAUUAGUUCCAUUGGAGGCUAUUAAAAAUAAAAUACAUACAUAUAUAUAAUUCAUCUUAUGUUUAGGAAGUGCCACUCACCUCUAUCCUUCUGUUAUGCAUUUUGGGAGUUGUUAUGGUACACUUGAAGUUCAGUUGUUUCUGCUAAUGGAUUCAACCAUCAAUAAUUCCUUGAGUGUCUUUUUAUCAUCAUAAUUCACCCUACGACAGCCUCUACUUGUUUUCUAUUUUUUUUUGUGCGCGUGUGUGUGUCUGUUUUUUGUUUUGUUUGUUGAACAUCUUAGGCUUGUGGCAGAGGGGUGUGGGGUGAAGGCGAACUGGUCCUGGUGUAUAUAUAUAUAUGUAUAUGUAUGUAUAUAUAUAUAUAUAUAUAUACAUAUAUAUGUAUAUAUAUAAAAAUGACUGUACAAGCAUGAAUCUCUGAAGGCAUGUCUUUCUCCAGAGUUAGAAAUAUUUAAUGACAGCACAGUGCUUGAUUUUUUUGAGAUGUUCAGUGUUCUUGUCCCCCCUUCAAUCAGAAACAAACAAACCAAACAAGUACAAAAUAUUUAAAUUUCAGUGUAAAUCUUAUAGACUUAAAAAAAAAAUCAAAAAAAAAACAGAAAAAAAAAUCAUAAAAGUCACUCCUUCAAAAUCAAACUUAUAGGUUCUGUUUUUAUAUCAUUUAAAAAAAAAUUAAUCUUAAGUUCUGUUUUUGUUCACUUGUUUAUUAUUAUUAUUUUUUUUUUUGCUACAUGUUUUCAUAUUUUCCCAGAUCUAGUCAUUCAUGUCAAGUUGAAAAAAAAAACCCCCUCUAAAAAGCCUAAGUUUAAAAAAUCUUAUCAGCUAAUCUUCCCUUCCAUUAAAAACAAACAAAAAAAAUCAAUCAAUAGCUUUAUUAAGUCAUUAAUUAUAAUAGGUAUUGGAAUAAUGUCUCAAGUGCUAACUCCCUUACUCAACUGAAAGUGUGUGUUUUUUGUAAAUAGAAGCUAUUUGGUCAAUGUUUGUAUGAUUCUGUGUAUAUGGAAUACCAAAUAUAUCGCAAGUCCAAUGCUAAAAUUUCUUCUAAUUACAUUUAAAGAGAGAGAAAAGAAAAACAAAACAAAAAUACAUUCUAUUUGAUCUCUUUUAUUUUCUGGCCGUUAAUGUUAAUGGUUUUAAUUAGAUUGGCUAUUAUCUUUAACGAUUUGUACCUCCUUUUAGAUAUAGCUUCUUUGUUCUUUUAAGGUCUUUUUUUUUUUUUUUUAAAUUUUUUUUUUUUUUAAAUUUCCUAAAACUCAGCUUUCUAGUUUUUCGUUUCUUUGUACUUAUGGUACUGCCUAAGUUGGUGCUGAAUUCCUUAGAUGACAUUUUCAAAUAAUGCAUCUGAAAAAGAUAAGCCAAUGAUAUAAAGAUACUCAUUUUUAAAAAUCAGAAAAAAAAAAAAUUUUUUUUUAAAUUUAUGUAAAAAAAUUUCAGUGAAAUGAGUUUUUUUCCUUUUUUUUUUUUCUUCCAAGAUUAAUUUUAAUCUUUUAGAUUAGUAUUAGAAAACUUUGACAACACACAAAAAAAAGAACAAAAAAUAUUCUUUUUUUAUUGUUAUUGGGUGGGGUGUACAUUUAUUUUUGUAAAAGAAAAAUUAUUUGAGAUUUUUAAAACUGUGGCUUAGCUAGUUAUUAUUGGAGUCAUCUGUUAUAAUUUUUAGACUGACUUACUGGGGUGUGUGGGGAUUACUGUAUUUACAGAUUUUUAAUAAGUUUUAGAAAUAUUUUAACAGAUAAUCACUAUGUGAUUCUUCCUAGAUUGCUGGAUAUAUUUUUUUUUUUUUUUUUACAUGCAUAAAUGAACAGAAAAAUGUGUUUUUUUUCCCCCCUUUUCUUUUCUUUUGCCUAUUUAUCACUCUUUGAUGUAUAUAUUAUUUUUGGUUGCACUUUAACAUUUUGUUUUCGAUAAUUAAAGAAUUAGUUUUAGUUUAUUUAAAAAAAACAACAGUUGAAAAGCAUUAAACUCCUAAGCUGUUAUAACUGGCAAUAUGCUUUAAAAAAUUUGCAAUAUUCUUUCACCCUACUGACACACACACACACACACAAAUAACUUGUAUAAAUCUUUUGUCAUUUAUGUCUGUCCUUUUUGGGUUUUUUUUUGUUUGUUUUUCAUUUUUUUUUAAAA